Messenger RNA from Hirsutella rhossiliensis, 837 nucleotides. RefSeq names its product DDE superfamily endonuclease domain-containing protein. The transcript has 3 exons. Gene Ontology annotation, molecular function: DNA binding. Bases 1 to 837 code for a protein of 278 amino acids. NCBI's taxonomy places the organism in Eukaryota, Fungi, Ascomycota, Sordariomycetes, Hypocreales, Ophiocordycipitaceae. The record is from RefSeq and is a predicted model, not a curated record. Gene Ontology annotation, cellular component: nucleus.
AUGAUCAAAAGUUUUGCCCAGGAUAUCGCCAAAAUUGAGGUCGGAAAGGACUGGCCGUAUAGCUUCGUCCGACGUAACAGCGAUGAGCUCGGUUGCACUUGGUUCGACGGUUUUGAUAUCGCAAGAAAGAGAGCAGACAAUGCUUCUAGAUACAGAGCCUACUAUGAGCUUAUUGGCGAGAAAAUCGAGAAAUACGACAUCCUGCCUUGCAACACGUAUAAUGUGGACGAAAAGGGCUUUCUCCUCGGCGUCAUCAAUCGUACCAAGAGAGAUGGCAACAGAUCAUGGAUCACGUUCCUGGCAUGUGUCUGUCAAGACCUGACAGCGCUACCCCCGUUUCUCAUCUACCAAGGCAAGCCAGGGCAAGUUCAGGACUCCUGGCUCACGGAGUUUGAUCCGGAGCACCAAGCGGCGUUUUUCACAACCUCAGAAACGGGUUGGACGAACCAUGAACUUGGAAAGGAAUGGCUCAUUGGUGUUUUCGACCGGUUCACGAAAGAAAAGGCGCGAAACGGCCGGGAUUACCGCCUCCUGAUUACCGACGGACACUCUAGUCAUGUCAAUAUGGACUUCCUGGAGUGGUGUGACCAGCAUCGGAUAAUCGUUGCCGUGUUUCCGCCGCAUUCCACGCACAGGCUGCAGCCCUUGAUGUGUCCCUUUUGGCCCUCUUUCGACCGCAUACACCAACCAGCUCAUCCAGUGGACUGCAAAGACACAGGGACUCAUCGGGCUAUCGAAACGCGAGUUCUGGUCGUUAUUUUGGAACGCAUUCGGGUCAUCUUUCUCGGCGGAGAACAUCGCAAGUGGUUGGAAACGGACCGGACUCCUCCCAUUUGA